Messenger RNA from Aedes albopictus (Asian tiger mosquito), 5764 nucleotides. RefSeq names its product roundabout homolog 2 (gene robo1). Gene Ontology annotation, cellular component: M band. The record is from RefSeq and is a predicted model, not a curated record. Gene Ontology annotation, molecular function: protein binding. Bases 1620 to 5036 code for a protein of 1138 amino acids. Lineage: Eukaryota; Metazoa; Arthropoda; Insecta; Diptera; Culicidae. The transcript is spliced from 12 exons.
CUAUGAUGGUGCCAUGGAAGCACCGAGCCGUCGUUCCGUCGAAUCAGUACUGUGUGUGACGGACGGCAGGCCUGACACAAAGCGUUCCCGGAUCGUUCGGUCAGGUUCCUAAUCUACCUAGGCGGUAUCGUGUGUGUUGCAGUCGGUUGGACCGGACUGUAUAGUGUUGUGAAGCUUUGUUUUUUUUUGCGUGAGCGGUUCGCGAUUUUUUCUACUCUUGGUGCACUUUAAAAUUUACCGGUGGAGACUAGGGUGGAGAUCGAUUCGAGAACAGUCGCGCGCGGUCAGCUGUUCCCCGGUCCGGAUUGUGGACGGUUUUCGGCGGAAUCGAAUCUUGGAGUUAUUGUUGAAGGUUGUUGAUUUUUCGGAAACCAAAACAGGAAGACCUGCAUUUUAGUGCUUGGGUUUUAAUGCUAGGCGAUUUUUGUGAACAACGAAAAUGCACACGUGUGAGCAUCAGAACGGAUGCAGAGUUGGUGAUGUUCCGGUGUUUUGAGUUGGGAUUGGAGAAAGGGAGUGAGCCAGUAGUCUGAGCGAUAUUAAUAGAAUUAUUGAUGAUACACAGUUAAUAAUUUAAUUGGUGGAGAAGUGCGAUCGUGCUGGUUGGUUGACACGACGAAGAAAGAACGUGAAAAGAGAAUCGAAGAAGAGCACACUUCAGUGCGUGCAGUGCAGCUCUGCGAUCGGUCGUUUCGUUGGGCAAAGAAGACGAGAAGCAAGAGAAAGUGAAAAGGCAACAAUAAUUAGGUGCACACAUAAAGUGUACGUGAAACGGGCUCACCAUAAUAAGCUCGCAUGGUCUUACUCGCGGGUGAAUCGACGAAGCUGAAGAAGAAGAAAUCGGCAAUGUGUUAAACGGCGAGUGGCAGCAAAUGUCCAAGUAUCAGCGAAGUGAGCGCGUAAGGCCUGAUGUGUGAUGUUAUUUUUAAGUGAAUGAAAAAUUAGAGGCAAUUUUGUGCGAACGGCGAACUGCCGCCACACGUGAAGUGAGAACGAUUUAAUUGUCAAAAUAGAAAUUAGGCGGAUGAAAUUCCACUAAUUGGAGGAUAAUUCAAGCGUGGUCGGCAGACAGGGACGGGAGUUGAACGCGAGCCAGCGCCUGCUUAGGAAGUUACUCACGGGAGUGAUUGGUGCGUGACGGUGUUGACUGGGUCACUGCGGUUGUCAUCAUCAAGAGCAGUUUUUUUGCUUCUCAUUCGCUCAUCAAGUUACCCGGUGAUUCACAUACACACAUGGCGUGCGUUUGAUUCAAGCCGACCGAACCACGGCGAAGAAGACGACGGCAACGACGUAAACUCGAAAAUUGAAUCAUCACUGCCGUAAUCGAUAGACAACUCAGAAACACAACACUUCCAUCGAACAGGUGCACAUCAUAAGUCACCACAAUGACGACGAAUUGAGUGGAACCAAUCGCCUCAAAGUUUCACCGCGCUCGUUGCGAACAACGACAAACAACGCCAUCGUGGCGUGCCGGUUUCCUGUGUGACAAAACCAUCGACAACAACUGUGCGUGAUAGUGAUCUCCGUCUAGGUACCUACAAGGUGUUUCCCGCGGGUGCCGGAAACGGAAAACACUAGGUGUGUGCCAGGUUUCUGUUAUUGUGUCGGCUGUGACCAAGAUGACUGUGCAAAGUCAAAGAAGCAGAAUGACGUCAGCAUUCCCGAUGGUGGUGGUUACGCUACUGCUGUUGGCAUCGACUUCGAUCCAGUUGACAAACGCUCAAUUCAGAUCCCCGCGAAUAACGGAACACCCAAGCGACGUCACCGUCCCUAAAGGAGACCCAGUAACCCUGAACUGCCAAGCCGAGGGCAAACCACCGCCAGUCGUCCAGUGGUUCAAAGAUGGCGAUCCGGUCAAGCUGGACUCGAACCACGUGCUCCUCCCCGCCGGAUCGUUGUUCUUCCUGCGAACCCUCCACAGCAAGAAGGAACAGGACGACGGCAUCUAUUGGUGCGUGGCCAGCAACAAAGCCGGAACGGUCCACAGUCGGAAUGCCACCCUGCAGGUGGCCGUUCUACGGGACGACUUCCGGGUGGAACCGAAAAAUACCCGGGUGGCUGCUGGGGAGACGGCACUGCUGGAAUGUGGCGCUCCGCGGGGAAAUCCGGAACCAAGUAUAAGCUGGAAGAAGGAUGAUGUGCUGUUGGAUCUGGAUGACUACCGGGUCAGCAAGGAUCUGGCCCGCAUCAGGAUUGUGGAUGGUGGGAAUCUACUGAUCAGCGAUGUUCGACCGGGGGACGCUGGGCGGUAUCAGUGCGUGGCGCAGAACAUGGUUGGAUCGCGGGAGAGCACUUAUGCCAAGCUCGCCGUGCAAGUGAAACCAUACUUCAUCGCCAAACCGAGUGACGUCACGGUCCUGGAAGGGAACCGAGUCCAGUUCCAGUGUGCCGUGGGAGGAGAUCCGUUUCCGCAGGUUCUGUGGAGCAAGGAGAAUGGGCACAUUCCCGUCGGAAGGGCCGAGAUACUGGAGGAAGAUCGAAGCUUGGUCAUCCGGAAUGCCACGCCGGACGAUCGGGGCCAGUACAUUUGCGAGGCGCACAACUCGGUCGGGCAGAUCAGUGGCCGGGCGAAUUUGGCCAUUAAUACUCCACCAAGUUUCACGGUGCGGCCCCAGGAUCAACGGGUGGUCCCCAAUGGGAUGGCCUCGUUCCGAUGCGGUGCCACCGGAAACCCAGCGCCGUCGGUGUUCUGGACCAAGGAAGGCUCCCAGACACUGAUGUUUCCGAACAAUACCUACGGGAGUUUGCAGAUUUCCGGCCAGGGGACGCUCCAGAUUCGGGGCGUCCAGCGGGAGGACGAAGGCUACUACGUGUGCUCGGCACUGAGCGUGGCGGGGUCCGUCACCAGUCGGGUGUAUUUGCAGGUCACCUCAUCUCUGGACUCCAUCACGCCUCCACUACUCCAGCUGGUUCCAACGAACCAAUCCCUCGCAUCUGGUUCAAGCACCAUCCUUCCGUGCCGCCUCGCACCAACCUCCACCAAUGGUCAAAGCAACUCAGUAGUGGACGAUGGACGCAUCACCUGGCUACGGAACGGCUUCGAGCUAUCUCCAGCAUCCUCGACGCGAUUCUCCCAGCUGCCAGCCGGAUCCCUCAUGAUAGACGAUCUGCAAGUCCAGGACAGUGGUUGGUAUCGGUGCAUUGCCCGAGUCGGAAGCAUGGUGGCAUCGUCUGCUUGGAGUGCGUACUUGACGGUUGAAGACAAUCUUCCCAGCUCUCAGCAGCGUGCCUUCAACAGUGACCUACUGCCUGCAGCUCCCGGCUCACCGAAAGCCCUCAACAUUACCAACAGCAACGUUACCCUAGCCUGGCCAAUCCGAAGCACCAACGCACCCCCAUCGGACAAAUCCCGCUCGUCCCUCACCUACACCAUCGAACAGUUCUGCCUGGACGACAGCAGCCAAACCACCUCGCUUCCACCCUCAUCAGCAUCCACUUCAUCCCACCCAGAGGAAUACGACGCCGGAGGAUGGCAAAUCUCGCUCCGACAGCUGGCUGGCAACACUGCCACCGUCACCGGGCUCCGUCCGGAUGCGUCCUACCUCUUCGUCGUUCGAGCGGAAAAUGCGUACGGUUGUUCGGGACCAUCUGCCGUCUCGGUUCCGAUUCGCACGCUCACGUCGGACGACCGGGUCACCGUGCCGGCCGAGAUGGAAAGCGCCCGGAACGUCCUCAGCGGGAAGAUUCUGGAAUUAAUCGACAUCAUCCCCCUAUCAUCGACAUCGGUUCGACUGGAAUGGCUCCUGCACGUAAGCAGCUCGGAACAGUACGUCGAAGGAUUCUACGUUCGCUACCGAGAACUAGACUCCCCCACUCAACGCUACUCAAUGCUUUCGAUCCCGAACAACGAAAUCGAACAGCACGUCAUUACCAACUUAGCCAAGUUUACGAAGUACGAGUUUUUCCUGACGCCAUUUUUCAAGAAUCUAGAAGGUCAACCCAGCAACGCGCGUAUCGUGCAAACCAUGGAAGAUCUACCCUCAAUUGCCCCGGGGAAUAUCCAAACCGGGAUGUUGAACCUCACGGCAGGAUGGGUUCGGUGGAGUCCUCCACCGAAGGAUCAACUCAAUGGGAUUCUACAGGGGUACAAGAUCCAAGUCAAGGCUGGGAACAUCUCGAAACUGCUAGCGCAGAUGACACUGAAUGCUACGACGACUUCCGUCAUGUUAAACAACUUGACAACUGGGUCGAGUUAUGGUAUUCGAGUCGGAGCGUUCAACCGGGUUGGGCUGGGUCCGUACUCCAAGCCGGUUCACCUGACGAUGGAUCCCUCGUUCGUGAUCGUUCCGCAAGGAGUUCACAAUAGUUAUAAUGACUACGAUGACUUCCGGCACCAUAACUUCCUGCACGAGACGUGGUUCAUGAUCUUUGUGGUGCUAUCAUUGUUCAUCAUUCUGCUGUUCACGGUCGUCGGCGGAGUGAUCUUCUUCAAGCGGCGACAGGGACUGGGUAAACCGGUGGUAACGGUUCCGAUUGGGGCUAGACGUGAUCUGCCAAGUUUGAGCGUUUCGCGGAAGGAUAACAGCAUUUGGAUUGACCGGGGGUGGAGGACAUGUGAUACGGAUAAGGAUUCUGGGUUGAGCUCGAUUAAGUUACUGGAAGGACACCAGAUCUUUCCGAACCAAGCGCUGUCCGAUGGGGGUACGGAUUAUGCGGAAGUUGACCCAAGAGGUGUCACUUCUUUCUAUAACUGCAGAAAGUCACCUGAAAGUCCGACUCCGUAUGCCACCACAAUGAUCAUCAACGGGAUUCCUCACAGCGAUAACGGUGACCUGGGCUAUCAAGGUCAUGACACUUUUUCGUCCACGUCUUCUAGUUUUCGAUCAUUCUACGGAUACCCUCGGCCUAUCAACAGUAAUCAAGUUCCUCCCAACUGGGUCGACUAUCUUCCACCACCGCCGGAGCAUCCUCCUCCGGCGCCUCAGCCGCUGGACAUCAACCAGCUGAACCACGUGUACCCCUCGGAGCUGGUCGGAACCAUGUCCAGCUCGCAAGCCAGUUCCUACUGUUCGCGACGGACCAGUGGCUACAAGUGAGACCUGGCCCCCCAUCGCACCCACCAACACUACCUGAUCAGUCCAACAACGGAUGCCUUCCCGCCGAGCCAUUUCUUCUACUAGCAGCAGCAGCGAUCGCCAUCCACGGUCCUGGUGAAGGCGUCCGGUAGUGACCCGAUGUUAACGACAUUCACUUUUCGCGGAUUUCAAUCUAAGUAGAGAAAUGUUAAGAAAAAAAAAAACGAAAGAACUAUAACGCACAUGGAAGGAGGCAUGACCUGUCCGACAAUCACUUCAAAGCCGCCCCUUCGAAGAUUCUCCGCGAAAGAUAGUUAACAUCCGAUCAUAGUUGCGGGCUGGAAGCAAUUGAGCCCUUGUGAUAACCAGCAGGCACAUUCUCCGAAUUGAGCAUUCCCACCUCCAGACAAGGGAACGAUUCUUGCGAUGAUACGUGCUGUUGAAUGAAUUCACUAACUUCAAAUUGGUGAAUCUUUUGCCACACAACGAGGUGACAUUGCUGCCAUUAGGAUAUAAUUUAGUGACAAGAAAGAAAAAAAAAACUACCACAUUUAUUGAAACUAUUUACACGAAAAGCUUCAAAAGCACUGAUUAGACUUACCGAAAUGCAACCAAAAAACAAACGAACGAAACCCGACUAGAGACAACACAGAUGAGUAGUGAAUAUAUUUAUUUUAUGUAAAUGCAAACUUUGAUUGGACAUAUGCAACAGAUGCCAAUAAAUAGAUCUCAGAAAUUAGAAACUUGAA